AUGGACUCGAAACCACUGUUCUUCCGCGAGCUCACGCGGCGCUUGCUGCGCAUCUUCCUAUUUCGGCGAGGGCAUCAUUUGCUAACACCUGCAUUACAGAUAGGAGCAAUGAAUUUUGGCUACGACAACAAUUGGUGGGCUGGUGUUAUCGGACAGCAGAGUUUCAUCAACGAUUACGGUCGUUACAACGGUCCUGGCCAGGACCGCUCCCUUCCAUCCACCUGGCUCUCGGCAGCCAGUGGCACGCCCAUCGCGAGAUGGAUCAUCGGCUGCCUCCUGGCUGGCUACCUGACUAGCACGUUCGGACGAAAGAUGACGAUCAUAACCAUUUGUGUGGUGGCGCUUAUUGGAAUGGUGAUCCAGGCUGCUGUUCUGAAUUACUGGGUGUUGAUGGUUGGAAGACUCAUCAAUGCGUUCUCGAUGGGUAUGCCGACCGAGCUCGAAGAUGGCGAACUUGCAUAUGCUAAUAUACGGCUAAUAGGUAUUGAAGCGAAUUAUGUGCCUAUGUACAUGGCCGAACUUGCUCCUGCAUCAAUUCGCGGCGGUCUGGUCAAUUUUUACCAGUCGUGGUUGUACAUUGGUGCCGCUCUCGCAGCUAUCACUGUUUAUGCUUCCUCCAUUACUUUGACUGGAACAUGGUCAUAUAGGACUGCUAUCGUGGCUCAGACCGGUCCUCCCUGUAUGUUCCUGGCUGCUAUCUGGUUCAUUCCCGAAUCACCUCGCUGGCUUCUAGGUAAAGGCAGAAAAGAAGAGGCCGUGAAAGCAUUGGCCUACAUGAGAGCAGGCGCUGAAGAAGAGGUCGUCACUGAGCUGAAUCUGAUUGACUUGGCGAUGCAGGAGGAACGGGAGAACAACCUCGCUACGAGCUAUGCGGACUGCUUUAGAGGCACCAACUUACGCCGCACCAUCAUCGCCGUUGGCGUCCAAGUUUUGCAACAAGCACAGGGAAACUCCUUCGCGACCACGUAUCUCGUCAUCUUCCUUAAACAAGUCGGUGUCAAGGAACCGCUGCUGAUAAAUGUUGCCAAAAUGUGCUGCAACUUUGGAGCAACUCUCCUCACCUUCUUCCUCACCGACAUGCUUGGUCGUCGGCCGAUGCUCAUGGGUGGUUCUUUCUUCAUGGCAGGCCUCAUGUGGACAGCGAGUGGUGUGUCAGCAUGGAGCCCAGGUGGCCCCUCUAAUACUGCUGUGCAGGGAGUUGUGGCUGCAAUUCUCCUUUAUGAUGAUGUUAACAACGUAUUAGCCGAAGUCGCGACUACGCAGCUGAGAGAACGAACGAUUUCUAUAGCUACCAUGUUGGGCUUUGUGACCAGCCUUCUGAUCACCUACAUCAACCCAUUCGUCCAGAAUUAG
Molecule: messenger RNA, 1353 nt
Organism: Clonostachys rhizophaga
Lineage: Eukaryota; Fungi; Ascomycota; Sordariomycetes; Hypocreales; Bionectriaceae
Source: the annotation of a GenBank genome assembly